Molecule: messenger RNA, 1304 nt
Organism: Spodoptera exigua (beet armyworm)
Lineage: Eukaryota; Metazoa; Arthropoda; Insecta; Lepidoptera; Noctuidae
Source: the annotation of a GenBank genome assembly
GUCAGAAUGAUGACAGCUGACUUAUUGUGAUGUUAUAAAAAUCUUAACAAAAACACUGUAUUUACGUAACAAAUAACAAGUAAAUAUGUACUAAUUAAAAACCAAGAAAUAAAAAUGAGUAAGGCACUGAUAUCGGUGACUUUAAGACACCUGGAUCGAGCGGCUCCAUCUUACUUUGCCCCUACAGUCAUUGCCGCUAAAACUAUAACUUCGAAAGCAACACAGAAAAAAAUCGCAGAAUGCUGCAAUAUUCUCAAUAUUCCAAUAGACUCCAAGCAGGAUGUAGUCCGACAGGCUUUUUUGGACCUUGCCAAGAAGUAUCAUCCAGACUCUGGGUCACCAGAAGCUGACAUGGACAAGUUUGUGGCUGUAGAGAAUGCAUUCAGAGUCCUCAGUAAACAUAACACUGGAGUCAGUAACAAGGAAGAAGUUGAGAAGAUAGUGUUCGACAUAAGGCACACAGCACCACAACACAGACAGUACCUAAGCUAUGAAGGUUAUGGACAUGGAACCAUAUUCCAAAGACAGAAACAAUACACUCAGGCACGAGCAAUGAAGGCAGCCAUCAAUGUCAUGGAACAUCGCAUUGAAAAAGCUGUAGCUUCUGACAAAACCCUCAUGAAGAAAGGACAAGGAUAUAGUAAGAAACAUGAUAUCAAAACAAAAUAUGGUUUUGAUAGACUGGUUGAAGAUUUAAUACAAGAAUCAAUGUCUAAAGGUGAAUUUGAAAAUCUUAGUGGUAAAGGAAAGCCUUUGAAGAAUCAAAACAAUAAUCCUUAUGUUGAUUUUACUACACACAAGUUGAAUGAGGUACUUAUAAACAAUGGAUUUACACCUGAAUGGAUAACUUUGGCCAAAGAAAUAGACCAAGAGAUAGACAGCUUAAAAGAAGAAAUCCGUUCAGACAGAAUGUACCUUGGUCCUUAUCCAUUGAAAGAAGAGGAUGUUGCCAAAUGGGAAAGAAUAUAUGAAAGUAAUAAAGAACUGGCGUCAUCUAUCAAUAUGAAGAUAAACAAAUAUAAUCUUAUAGUUCCUUUGAUGAACAAACAGAAGUUUCAUGUAGAAUUUGAUAAAAUAUGUGAUGAAAUUCUGAAGAACGGACUUCAUUCUGUUGCUAGGGUAGAAAAAGAGAACAUUGAUGUUGCGAAAAAAAAUGAAUACGCUAGUAAUGAUAGUGACGAUUUAUUCGGGAUAUUUUUCAAAGGUUUAGGUGAUUUGAUUAUGUUUAAAGAUAAAAAUAAAUCUUGAUCACUCAAUUUGAUAUUUAAGUGCAAAAUAAACAUACAAAAAAUUUGUAUAUGACG